GGAAGGCACAGAUUGGCGCGAUCGCGUUCGCGAUCACGAUCAUGACCGCGGUGGCGGCUGAUCGAAGCUGUGGAAAAUAAACGUCUUUAUUCAUAUCGACGCGAUACCACUCCACGAAAAACGCGACCUGACAGCGUUCCAGACAGCGGUAGCGAUUAGUUGGAACUUGUCGAGUUUGGCCGCAGAUCGUCAACAAUAUUUUGGGUACAUUUCAUACGUUUUUUGAUAAAUAUGGAUACUACAACAAAACAAUUAAUUGAAUUGAUUAAAAAACAUAGAAUUCUUUAUGAUUUAUCACAUCCGGAAUAUAAGAAUACCAGAAUCAAAAAUAAGGUUUGGGAUGAAAUAGGAGCUUUGCUGAAAAUAGAUGGUGAAGAUGCAAAGAAAAGAUGGAAAAAUAUUCGCGACUGCUACGCAAAGCAUCUUCGAUCUGAAAAGACUCAUACAGGUCAGAAAGCCAAAAAUAUUGAUCGAUAUAGAAGUUGGCCUUGGGCUGCUCAGAUGUCAGCUUUUAAGCCGUUCUUGCAGUUUGCUCAAACGUCAAGUAAUGUUGAGGAAACAGUUAAUGAAGAUACUCAAAGUAGUCAGGAGGAGAAUCACUUGAGUAGAAGAGAAACUGAAACAUAUGAAUUAACCGAAACAUAUGAAAAUAGCUCUGAUGUAGAUCGGUCUAGGUCAUCCGCAAAUACUACAGAAAAUUCAACCAUUACUCCUCAUCUAUUGAAAAAAACUGCACCUAAGCGAAAAUUUGUACGAGAGAACAAUGAAUCAUCCGUUUCUCAGGUUUUGUCAUAUUUGAAAAAUAAAGAUAACAAUUCACAGGGUACGAGUUAUGACGACCUUGAUUUGUUAUUUUUGGGACAUGCUAAAGCAAUUAAAAAACUAUCUUCAAAACGUCAAGCUGUUGCAAAAUAUCGAGUUGCGCAAGUAAUAAUGGAAGAGGAAUUACGUGAUAUAGAGGAAACCACAACUGGUUCAUCCUUUUCAGUAACUACAGGUACCAGACUUCAUACACCUUCUGGCGUAAAUUAUCAGCAAAAUUCGGCAUGUCAAACAAGUAAUCAGUUUUCGAAUUCACCACUUAAUUCAUAUGCUGCCACCUCACCACCGGAAUCGGAUAAUUCUCAAACAUGCUCAGAAGCAACCACAUGGUAUGAAACUUUUUCUUGAAGGAAUUUAUAAGCUUUUUUUGACAAUGGUAUGUUGUUUGUGUAUUUAACAGAUUUUUUUAUGUAUCCAAGUAAAACAUACGCAAGUCGAAAUGCAAAUAAACAAAAAAUACAAACCAAUAAAUUAGUUUUCUUACCGUAAAGUAACUGCUAGACGUUCAGCGGUUGUUAUAGGCUCUCUAAAAUUAGUAUAUGCCUUUUUUAUAUCUUCUUCAAUCAGUUUUAAUAUGUAAUCAAAACUUUUUAUUGGCAUUCGAAAAUAUACAAAAAACCUUUCUUCGUCUUGUCUAAGUUUAGUAAAUAAUGUAUGAAAUUCUCCUUCUAAAUUACGCGUUUGAUGAAUUUCGUGCACCCAGAUCCUUCUCUUUCUAAAAGUAUAAUACAGUAUAGUAAUUAACAUAAAGGAUAAUUCACAAAUAUACUACACAAGCAACAAUUAUUAUUAAAAUACUUACCUUUCUCUGCACUCAUCCUCACAUAAGGCUGCAAGUAACAGCACCUCAUCUCGAUCAGUCAUUUUUUUUUCAACAAACAAGCUAUAACUACAUGGCAAAAAGAUGAACUGAUCGCCACCGUAGUCGCAUUUAGUUUGUGUUAAAAUGAUCGCUUACGAUAUCGCGGCUGUGAUCGUGAUCGUGAUCACGGCCGCGAUCGCGCCAGUCUGUGCC
Anthonomus grandis grandis is the source of this 1837-nucleotide messenger RNA. RefSeq names its product transcription factor Adf-1-like. Gene Ontology annotation, biological process: regulation of transcription by RNA polymerase II. The record is from RefSeq and is a predicted model, not a curated record. Gene Ontology annotation, cellular component: nucleus; transcription regulator complex. Bases 232 to 1170 code for a protein of 312 amino acids. The transcript has 2 exons. NCBI's taxonomy places the organism in Eukaryota, Metazoa, Arthropoda, Insecta, Coleoptera, Curculionidae.